AUGAAUUUGAAAAUCCUUAUUUUUGCAUUAGCAGCAAUUUCAUUUUGUAGAUGCUACUAUCCAACAAAUGCAAAAAUAGACUAUACUAAACUUCCUGUACUUACUAACAUGACUUUCCCUGAAAUGAUGAAAUAUUUAAAUUAUCCUAUGGAAACUCAUUACAUAACCACUGAAGAUGGGUACAUUUUAACAUUCUUUAGAAUCCAAGCUAAAAACUCAACAAUUUAGAGUAAUUUACCUGCAGUCUACUUUUAGCAUGGCCUAGGUGAUAGUUCUGAUACAAUUUGUUUGAACAAUGAGGAAAUAGCCCCCGGUUUAAUGAUUGCUAAUGCUGGGUAUGACCUUUGGCUUGGAAAUAGUAGAGGUAACAGAUAUAGUAUGAACCAUACUAUAUAUUCUUCAAAUGAUACAUAAUUCUGGCAGUUUACCUAUUAGCACAUAGCUCAUUAUGACCUUCCAGCUGCUUUUGAGUACAUAAAAAAAGUUACUCAAUAAAAAAUACAUUAUAUUGGACAUUCUUAAGGUACUAUUGUUAUGUUUAUGGCUUUGGCCAGAAAAGAUUCUAAGGUCAUCAAUAAUCUCAAAAGCUAUAUUGCCCUUGGAGCAGUUGGUAAAUUAUGUAACAUUAAAUCUAAGCUUUUUUCCAAUUUGGCAAGUUUACCUGUUAUAGAUGCUAUUAUUGCAUCUGGAGCUUAAUAGUUUUUUCCUUACAAAAAUAAGCAGUUUACUUCAAUUUUGUGUACUAUCUCUCCUUAAUUAUGUGGAUUAACGCUAGAAGCACUAAUGGAUUUAGAUGAUUCAUAUGAUAAUAUAGAUAGAAUGAACAUUUUAGUUGGUCAUUGUCCUGCAGGAACUUCAACUCUAAAUGCCAGACACUGGGCUUAAAACUCUCGUGAUAAGGAAUUCAGGUAUUUUGAUUAUGGAAAGCUUGGAAAUCUAAAGAACUAUGGAUCUGUACUUCCACCUUAAAUUUAGCUAUAAGACAUAGAUUUCCCUAUUCAUAUAUUUGCUGGUUUAACUGAUGAACUUGCCCCAUUUGAUGAUGUUCAAAUUCUUAAAAAUAGUCUUACUGGAUCACCUAAUGUUACAUUAAACAUCUACCCAUUUGGUCAUGCCUCUUUCUUAUUUGCAAAAAAUAUGUCAUAUGUGAAUGACGUAUUUGCUAUUUUUAAGCAUUAUGAUUAAAAUCAAAUUCAAUUAGAAUACUGA
Molecule: messenger RNA, 1209 nt
Organism: Tetrahymena thermophila SB210
Lineage: Eukaryota; Ciliophora; Oligohymenophorea; Hymenostomatida; Tetrahymenidae
Product: Ab-hydrolase associated lipase region protein
Exons: 2
Biological process (GO): lipid metabolic process
Molecular function (GO): hydrolase activity, acting on ester bonds
Source: RefSeq, a predicted model, not a curated record